UUCAAUUAAAACAAAAUGGAACGGCUCACCUACAAUAGGUUCUCCUCUCUUGCAGCGCCUACGAUGUGGUCCACCCGCCUGUUUAGUGUGUUCGCCUGCCUAGCCCUCGCCCUGAGCACAGCUCGGGCUCAGUUCUUCUAUCACCAGGCACUGGGGCUGCCAGCCAAGGCGGCCUAUGAGCCAGAGUCGCCGUACACGGGAUACGCCACAGCCGAGGCGCAUCCUUCGGUGGUGAAGAACGCACAGUGGGAGUCGGAGCUGCCUCACGAAUUAUCGAAGAGUGCCCGGUUCUAUGAUGACCCCGUCAUUGCAGCCAAUCUGGCGAAGGAGUCCCUGCUCACCCGCAAGGAAAUGGCCGUUAUCCACCGGGAGGCGGAGAAGAUUCCCCGCGAACAGGUCUACAAGCUCUUCAAGAACGCGGGCUACCUGAGUCGCAGAUAGAUGGGAAAACAUGUCCCGUAUCUCCCGUGCCUUGUUGUAUUCUAGUUCGUACUUUGUUGCUUUGUGUAUUAUAUAAUUUUAUGUUUGUGAAUAUAAUCAACAAUUUUUAAUCGUAUAA
Drosophila navojoa is the source of this 559-nucleotide messenger RNA. RefSeq lists its product as uncharacterized. Lineage: Eukaryota; Metazoa; Arthropoda; Insecta; Diptera; Drosophilidae. The record is from RefSeq and is a predicted model, not a curated record.